Molecule: messenger RNA, 768 nt
Organism: Rhagoletis zephyria (snowberry fruit fly)
Lineage: Eukaryota; Metazoa; Arthropoda; Insecta; Diptera; Tephritidae
Source: RefSeq, a predicted model, not a curated record
CUCCAUAAGUCGCACAGCAGAAGCGCCUCAGCAGCGUCCGACGACUCCGGGUGGCAGAAGCAAAGGAGUAGGAAGCACCGCAGGGCCAAGCCUCCUCCGAUGCCGCAGCCAGGUCAACCGGGGUCCCUAGACGAUCGGCUUCGCGAGGGCUUAAGCGGUUCCGGGGUUAAAUGGUACCUCCGGUACCUCGGGCGAGGCAAACCCUUGAAGCCAGAGCCAUGGCAGAGGUCAGAAUGGAGAUUGAGAAUGAGGGACGUGAAAGACACAGGAAAGGCGACAAACCCGCACCCGCCGAUAGGUGGAAGAGCGGGCCCAACAAACAGGCACACUUACCCGCACCUGCUGAAAAGCAGAAGAGCGGGCCACAGCGACAACAGCAGCACAGACCCGCGCCCGCUGAAAAGCGGAGAAGCGAGGAACCAACAGGCUCCAACAAAAGAGGUAGCAACCAGGUCACUCCGCCAGAGACACCGGGCACCAAACGUGUCCAGCUCCGUAGAGGAGAACGGGCUCAGACUAUUUCUGGGCAUAGAUGAGCAAUCUUACGUCAGCAUCAAGAGGGCUUGCUUCAACCUAAAUUAUAGGUUCAGUUUCGUCACGACACCAACUCCAGCAAGCACGUCCGAGCCAGCCACCACCACCAAGCCAGCGGAAGACGUGCCAUCCAAGCAGGAGUUGCUAUCAGGCAUCGACUUCAGGCGACUUGAGCUCGAUAGGAGAAGCGAGAGCGAACUGCAACUCUCCGAUCUCGAAGAGCCCCAACUAUGA